AUGCAGAAAUGGUUGACCAACGAGGACAAGCUGCGACAGACACUACAGGAAAACGGAGAGUCAGCGAUACAGAAUGCACCAACGAAGGUACUCGGCCUGUACUGGAACACGGAGGAAGACACAUUUCAUGUAAGCCUUGAACCACUCCUGGAUAUAGUCAAGAACGAAAAACCCACGAAGCGAACGGUGCUCCAAGCGACGCCGAGAAUUUUCGACCCGUUGGGACUUUUGUCUCCAUUCACCAUCAGAGCCAAGAUCAUAUUUCAAGAUAUUUGGAAGCAAGGAAUAGAUUGGGAUGGGUCACUUCCGAAGGCUCUCGAAGAUGAGUGGAUGAAGUUGACGGGAGAGGUUGAAGACAUAAAAGAUCUAACUUUGAAGAGGAGCUCACUGAUCAAAAUCAACACGGACGAAGCUCACUUCGAGCUUGAUGUCUUCUCUGACGCAAGUCCGCAGGCAUACGGUGUCGUCACCUACUUGAGGGUCGAAGAUAGAUCGGGAAUCGCCUACGUCCAACAGCUGCUCGCGAAAGCUCGGGUCGCUCCUAUUAUGAGGCUGACAUUACCGUGCCUUGAACUCGUGGGAGCUUGCCUGUGUGCGCGGAUAGCAACGUUUCUACGCGAGACGCUGCCGAAAUGCGAUGAAUACUUCUGCUGGACCGACUCGAACAUCUGCCUAUGCUGGAUUCGGUCUUCACCCACUAAGUGGAAAGCCUUUGUGUACAACCGAGUGAUGGAAACUCAAGAGCGCACCGAUCCUAGUCGCUGGAGUCACUGCGCCGGGAAAGUCAACACAGCUGAUUUCCUAACAAGAGCUCUCGACAAAUCGUCGGCCAUACGAGACCUUCACCCUUUCGUGGAUAACAAGGGCAUGAUGAUCAAGACUCGCCUAGACAACGUAGAGGCUUCGGAAAAAGUGAAAUGCCCCGUGCUGUUACCUGCAGAUCAUCGUUGCACGCACCUCAUUGUAGAGAGCGAACAUCGACGUCUUCUGCACAGUGGUGUCGGUGUCACACUCACCGAGCUGCGUGAGAAGUUUUGGAUAGUGCGCGGCCGUCAAUGCAGCCUCCUCGACUUCAGCCUCGUCACCUUACUGACCAGCUGCCUGCAGCACUAG
This is a messenger RNA of Rhipicephalus sanguineus (brown dog tick), 1113 nucleotides long. RefSeq lists its product as uncharacterized. Bases 1 to 1113 code for a protein of 370 amino acids. NCBI's taxonomy places the organism in Eukaryota, Metazoa, Arthropoda, Arachnida, Ixodida, Ixodidae. The transcript is spliced from 3 exons. The record is from RefSeq and is a predicted model, not a curated record.